GCUUGUUUUCCCGCGAUUGUCGCCUCAGAAAAAGUGCUACUUCUAAAUGUUGUUUUACUGCUUCUUCUUCUAAUAAGACUCUUAUCGGACAAAAUCCGCAAUGGCAUCAAACUUACAAAUAACCUUCGACUAACCUAAAAAUGUCCAAGGAGAGCUCCGGGGGCGACAUCCCCACCAUCUUCAACCCCAAGGGGGCGGCCGGGGCGGGCCGACAGCGCGCCCCCAGCGUCCUGAUAACGGACGAGGGGGCCAACAGCGCGCUGUUCGCGCACGCCGACUCGCUGGGCAGCCAGCAGGAGGCGGCGGGAGAGCCGCUGGCGGCAGGGGCCACGAGGCCCGCCACCCUCGCCACCAAGAUACGCUCCUGCUCGGCGGGAUUCUGCUCCGAGAGCGCCAGGAAGAUAUAUUUUGGGAUUUGGGUGACGAUUUGCGUGACGGCGUCCUGGGUGGGAGCAACACACUGUAUAAAAUAUUUGUACCUGAGAAGACCGUUUGACGAAGACGCGGAUGACCCCGUCUUUGUUCCACACGAUACAAGCGAUGUUAACAUGACACUAGUCCGGACAAGAUAUUCUGCUUCAUAUCAAGCCCCAUUUUUCACGACGUGGUUCGUGACAAACUGGACCAUGCUGUUUUUUCCUUUGUAUUUGUUGAGUCGAAUAACCUCGAGGAAUUGCCAAUCGGCCUCGGAAAUAUUUUCCGAGAGCAUAAGGGAUUUUAGAGAUAAAGGAUUCACAAUGGGUCGGUUCAUGGUCCGUUGUAGUUUGUUUUGUCUGCUAUGGGUGGGCACGAACUACAUGUACAUUAUGUCAUUAAGAAUCUUGCUGGCCACUGACGUCAUGGCCCUCUUCGCAACGAACGUUUCCUUCGUUUAUCUACUCUCGUGGGUCAUUUUACAUGAGCAGUUCGUUGGCAUUCGUAUAAUGGCUGUGAUUAUAUGCGACACGGGCGUCGCUUUGCUUGCCUACAUGGACGGCAUCACUGGAAGCCCGACGCUGGGUGGCGUAGUUUUGGCAACAUCGUCGGCAGCCGGAUCUGCAGUCUACAAAGUACUCUUCAAAAAGGUGAUUGGUGACGCUACCUACGGCCAGGUGGCGCUGUUUUUUUCGCUGGUCGGAAUGCUGAACGCGGCCCUGCUGUGGCCCCUCAGCCUGGGUCUGAUCCUUACGGGCGUCGAGACGCUCUCUUGGGACCGUCUGCCCUGGCUUGCGCUUCUAGUCGCCAGUCUACUAUCUCUAGUUGCCAAUCUACUGGGAAACUUUAGUGUUGCCCUGACUUACGACUUAUUUAUAACUUUAGGGUUAAUAACCGCCGUCCCUGUUUCUGCAGCUUUGGACGUAGUGCUAUAUGGUGCUCAAUUUGAAGGUAUGAAGUUGGCAGGAAUGAUUCUGAUAGCUGUGGGAUUUUUUUUGGUCAUGUUUCCCUCAAACUGGCCUGAUUACAUCACCAGACUUCUAAGAAAUAUCAUCCUGUUGAGUCACAGUGCGAGACCGUCGUUCUGCAAGCGCGUGGAUCAGCGGCAGGCCCCCACCUCAUAACACCCCCACCACCGUCACCCCGGCGACACUGAACGCGCGUGCGCACUCGCGCGCUGCCGUUCGUUUCCGUCCACCACCUACCACCACUUCUACUGUCGCUACUCUACUACUUCAGCUAGUGAUGCUAUGCCGUCUAAUAUGGAGCCGGCGUAGUCGCUCGGGAAACUCGAGCUCGAGCCGCCGCGAUCACGUGGACUACCGCACCGGAUACAUCCGAUCUCACCUUCGGUCUCCUUCGGGCCGAGUGCGGUGACCUCUCGAACCAAUCAACGACGACCUUUCGAUUGCCGCGGCCAACGAGAGGCCUGACUCGCUCAGCCAGUUUCUUUUGACUGUACUGUAGGGGACAAUCGUUGCCAAAAUUCGCCAACACAACC
This is a messenger RNA of Brassicogethes aeneus, 1915 nucleotides long. The record is from the annotation of a GenBank genome assembly. NCBI's taxonomy places the organism in Eukaryota, Metazoa, Arthropoda, Insecta, Coleoptera, Nitidulidae.